Molecule: messenger RNA, 2045 nt
Organism: Arabidopsis arenosa
Lineage: Eukaryota; Viridiplantae; Streptophyta; Magnoliopsida; Brassicales; Brassicaceae
Source: the annotation of a GenBank genome assembly
AUCAUGCGUUUCAUAAUUUGGUAAUUUUUAAAAAUCUGAUCUCUUUCUUUUAUUUCUUUCUGAGCUUUUGAGAGAAUAAAAAAUGGAAUCUGGUUUCUCCGGCGGCGGUGGUGGGUCGGAUUUUUACGGUGGUGGUGGUGGUAGAUAUAUACCUGGAGGUCCCGGAACUGUAAUCAACGUUGGUAAUAAUAAUCCUCAACCGACGUAUAGAAACCAGAUUCCUGGAAUCUUCCUUGAUCAGAUCGGAAACAGAGUCGCCGCCGGUAAUGGAUUCGCCGGAAAACGUACUUUAGCAGAUUUUCAAGCGGCUCAGCAAUAUCAACAGCAACAGCAACAGCAACAACAACAACCUUUUUAUAAUCAAGCAGCUCUCAACGCUUUUCUUUUAAGGUCCGUGAAGCCUAGAAAUUAUCAGAAUUUUCAAUCUCCGUCGCCGAUGAUCGAUCUCACGUCGGUGAAUGAUAUGAGUUUGUUUGGUGGUUCUGGUUCUUCUCAACGUUACGGUUCACCGGUUUUCAAGUCUCAGACGCAGCAGCAGCAAUCGAAUUUCGGUUUAUUAGGUGGGAUCCGAAUGGGAUACGGGUCAGGUAAUAAUAACAACAUGACGUUAACCGGCGUUCCUUGUAUUGAACCAGUUCAACAGAACCGGGUUCAUGAAUCGGAGAACAUGUUGAAUAGUUUAAGAGAGCUAGAGAAACAGCUUUUAGAUGAUGACGAUGAGAGUGGUGGUGAUGAUGACGUGUCAGUUAUCACAAAUUCAAAUUCCGAUUGGAUUCAAAAUCUCGUGACUCCGAACCCGAACCCGGUUUUGUCUUUUUCACCGAGUUCUUCUUCUUCGUCUUCUUCGCCGUCUACAGCUUCGACGACGACAUCGGUAUGUUCAAGGCAAACGGUUAUGGAAAUCGCGACGGCGAUCGCGGAAGGGAAAACGGAGAUAGCGACGGAGAUUUUGGCGCGUGUUUCUCAGUCGCCGAAUGUUGAGAGGAAUUCAGAGGAGAAGCUGGUUGAGUUCAUGGUGACGGCGCUACGAUCGCGGAUUAAUCCGGCUGAGAGUCUAGCUUCUCCGGCGACGGAAUUAUAUGGGAAAGAGCAUUUAAUCUCGGCUCAAUUGCUCAACGAGCUCUCUCCUUGUUUCAAACUCGGUUUCACGGCGGCGAAUCUCGCCAUUCUCAACGCCGCCGGUAACAACGACGAAGGGAUGAUGAUGUUGCACGUUAUCGAUUUCGAUAUCGGAGAAGGUGGACAAUACGUUAACCUUCUCCAAACACUCUCCACGCGCCGGAAUGGUAAGAAUCAGAAUUCUCCGGUGGUUAAGAUCACAGCCGUGACGAAUAACGUCUACGGAUUUUUAGUCGAUGACGGUGGAGAAGAGAGGUUGAAAGCCGUCGGAGAUCUGUUGAGCCAACUCGGUGAUCGACUCGGUAUCUCCGUGAGUUUCAACGUGGUGGCGAGUUUACGACUCGGUGAUUUGAGUCGUGAAUCGCUCGGAUGUGAUCCCGACGAGCCGGUGGCCGUGAACUUAGCUUUCAAGCUUUAUCGUGUUCCCGACGAAAGCGUAUGCACGGAGAAUCCGAGAGACGAGCUUCUCCGGCGCGUGAAGGGACUUAAGCCGCGCGUGGUGACUUUAGUGGAACAAGAAAUGAAUUCUAAUACGGCACCGUUUUUAGGGCGAGUGAGUGAGUCAUGCGCGUGUUACGGUGCAUUGCUUGACUCGGUCGAGUCGACCGUUCCUAGUUCGAAUUCGGACCGUGUCAAAGUCGAGGAAGGAAUUGGCCGAAAGCUAAUAAACGCGGUGGCGUGUGAAGGAAUCAAUCGGAUUGAGCGGUGCGAGGUGUUCGGGAAAUGGCGAAUGCGGAUGAGCAUGGCUGGGUUCGAGUUAAUGCCAUUGAGUGAGAAGAUAGCUGAUCGACUCAAUAACGGAAACCUAGCUCACCCGGGCUUUACCGUUAAAGAAGAUAACGGAGGUGUGUGCUUUGGUUGGAUGGGACGGACACUCGCUGUCGCAUCCGCUUGGCGUUAAUUUCACACUCUCUUUUUUUUUUUUU